GUUCUUCCUCAGUGCGUGCCUUACGCGGACACCGUGAAGUACUAGUCUCGUACUCGUGCGGCGGUUACGUGGCACGCGCGCUUUUCGCGGAAGGACGGGAAGAGAGGAGAAAAAAGCAUCCGUAGAAAAGAAGGAAAAGCCAGGAGGUGCGAGACACGGGGGAGGACGUGGGAAGGAGCGAAGAAAACUCGGCGGACAAGGAGUGAGGGAGCCAGAAAGAAGCGCAAGAUAGAAGGAAGAAACAUACAAGAGAGAGAGGCAGGAAAGGAGGACGAAGAGGGAGGGAGAAAGGGGGCGCCAGAGCGAACCGCCGAGCGAAGGGGGCGAGUAUCUCUCGCGAGCGCGUCGUCUUCGUAGUCUUGCCUCUCGUUUACCGAUAGAUCAUCGAUAAAAGAGAGAACGGAAAAAUUAGGGAAGGGAUAUUUCUCUCUCUCUUUUCAAACCUUCCAAACGUACCUUCCAAAAAUUCAAACGUCAUCGUGGAUCCAGGACAGUGGCCCUUCAUCAUCGAUCCGCAUCUCGGGAUCUUCGGACGCAUCUCGGGAUCUUGGACGGCGAGAAAUCCGUCUAGAAAUCAUCGACAGCAUCGUCGAGAGUUAGUGGUGAGUCGCGUUUAUUCGACCUAGUUCUGUGAUCAAGACGAUCGAAGAGAAAAAAAAGUACAAUUGACAACUGACAGUAUUGACAGAAGCGAGAUCGUUGAUCCCGUAACGAGUUGAUAUCGGCGCUGACAGUUGAUGACGCGAAGUUGGCUGCGAAAACGUCACACCCGGUAACUCGACAAGUGUCCGGGACCUGAAGUUGUCGCUUUCACAAAAAUUUAACGCGAUGUGACGCGAAGAGAAGCUUCUGUAUCGACGUCCUCAUCCUCAGGAUUUUUCAUCGAGGAAAGGAGAAGAACGCAAAGAAAGAAUAUUCCUGAGGCACUCGACGGAUCUCGAGAACGAGAUCUUGAGGGGGAGAAGACGUCGCCCUAGGUUUGAAAUCGAGGAACAAAGCGGCGAAGAGAGACAGAAGAGGCGUAAAAGUGAUAUGGAUGCUGGAGGCGGGAAUCGCACACGCGUUGCGCCGCUGCUGCGUUUUUUUUACACGCAACGCUCGAACAAGGUCGUGCGCGAGUGGAAUGACCGUGAUUUGAACGAAUUAUUGUGCGCGCGCGCGCGGGCGCGUGCCCGCUUCGACGAGGGAGACGGACGAUGACAUUGUCGCUCCUCACCGAUAUACGUGCACGGAUACACGCGGCUGCUGCCGCCCCCCUUCUCCCUUCUCCCGUUCCUGGUCCGCUUCCUUCGGUCCGACUGGUUGCCACGAGGAUUUCUUCUUGCUCUCCAAGCUUGAAUCGCUCCUCUGGCUCCGCUUCGAAGUGAAAAAGGCGUAAAUCGUCGCAAGAUGGCGUCUAACGAGGAUGGCGAUUUGAUCGACCUCGGAAACGACGCGUGUGUUCCACGUGUCGCAGUGGAUGAUGCGACAGCCGAGGAACAAGAGCACCUGCUCGACGUGUGUCCUCCGAAACUGGAGCAGAAGCUCUUCCUCACCAGGCAGCAGGAGCAAGUGCUGGAUAGCACCGAUAAGGGUGAUAUUCUGGUGACCUUGGGUCACGAUCAGGUGGUACCGAUUCGCAAGAGGAUCGAUGUAGUGUCAUCGGACACAAUUAAGCGGAUUCGCGAUAUCACCAAGAAUCUCGAACCGGUGAUACGUAGGACUUGCAUCAACGAGGAGAUCCAACAGGACACGGUGGACCACGCGACCUUGGACGAAAGGACGAAGCGCUCGACGGCGAAGCAUGAAGACGAGACGUAUGAAGCGCGGGAGAUAAAUAACGCCUUCGAUUUUCUCUCCGAGCACGACGACAAUGAGGACCGAGCGGAAACAAGCUCGGGCCGCCCGAAGAACGAGAACGUCAACGUGAAUCGCUCGCUAUCCUCCAUGCGUCUCUUGACCGAGAAGGAGGAAACGGUCAAUUACCCUUUCGAGUCAUCGUCCAGGACCUCGAGCGAGGAAACGACCGGGGGAAGUGACACGGAGGAGAGGAUAGAUGUCGUCAUGGCGAACGAGUACGAUGUCCAGCUGGACAAUCCGGCCUUCGAGUCCUCGCCGGACUCGAAAAAGUGUCGCGAGAAGGAUGCGGUCGAAGACAAAUCCUUCUUCGUCGAUCUGGAGCCACACACGAGAGUCGUCCUUAAGAGACGCGGUCAGGAGGACGUCGCGUUCGAGCGCGGAAGCAAAAAACGCUUCUUCCGAGAGCAACAUCGUAAAUCGUGGACGGAAGGGACGAGGCUGAAUGCAGCUUUUACCGAUGAGCUUCCCGGUAUCGAUAGAUCCAUCAGUCUUGAAGAGUAUCACUGUGUCCCGUCGACCUCCGACGUCGAUCGUGGAUUGUCCAGCUUUCUGACGAGCCAGCCACCGGAAGCGGAAUCGGCGACUGGCGUCGAGGACGGGUGCUCCGAUGGUUCCGAAGUGGAUUGGUCUUGGCUCGAGGAAGUGGAGUGCCUGCGGACCGCGGAGCCUCUCGCCAGCGGUGAACGCGACGGCGAGCAAGAGGGGGACGCUCCUUCCCCCACUGAUGAAGGCGGGGGACGCAGGCGCGCCUGCGAUCGUCGCGAGACGGCGGCAACCCGCAGUGCCGCGAUGUCCGUCACCGCGACGGCAAAGUCCCCGGCAAUCGGUGGCUCGCGGUGGCCAUCCCCCGGAGGCGCGCUUUUCCUCGAUCGUCAAAACAACAACAACGUCGGUCGGCAUCGCAAUGUCAACAACACCGACGAGGACGUCGACGGCGACGACGACAACGAGGCCGAGCGCUGCAACGCUACGAACGAGGCGGUCGAUCGCGAAAAUCGCUACGGCCCGACGACGACGACGACGACGUCGGCGACCGCCACUAGCUCCUCGACCGCCGGCUCUAUCGCCGCUACCGCCAACUCGUGGAUGCGCGCGUCCAUGCGGCGUCUGCGUCACCUGCGGCUACCCGAAGGCGCGACGCGCGAGCCGGCCAAUCGGCGAGCCGCGUCCGUCUCGGCGCCGAAUUCGCUGCCGGACAUCGCGCUGAUCGCCCCGGAGAUACUCGCGGCGCAGACGAACGGCGGGACUUCCGGCGCGCUGCUGCGACCCUCGAGCGCGCCCGCGAGAAACGCGGCCACCCCCGCCCCCGCCAGCGUCGCGACGCCGCGUCGUGCCGGCCGGCAGUUCACCGGCGGUGGCAGGUCGCGGGACGCGCGAAAUCGGGAAGCAGCCUCCUCGAGGCAGGGCAGCCUCGGCUCCACGACCACGGCCAGCGAUAUUACCGCGUCCGGCAACACGACCUGCUCCAGCGCCGCUUCCACCAGCCCAGCCUCCAGCACGGUGACCACUCCGCAACGUGCCACUUCGAGAAGGAUAUGCGAGAGGCAAAGGGAUGCUGACAGGCGAAACGACAACAGGAACGAGGAUGACGACGAGGAUGAAAAUCCUCUCGGGAAGUGGCCGCACGCUUUCAGUUCGGUCCUCGCGUGUCUCGGCUGCACCUUGGGACUUUUUAAUAUCAGUAGAUUCGCCAUUCUUAGUGUACAGUUUGGAGCAAACUUCAUUGUACAGUUCCUGAUUUUAUCAUUUAUACUGGGCAUCCCGCUACUGACGUUACAAGUAUGUCUUGGGCAAAGACUGGCGGCCGGUUCCGUGGAUAUGUGGAGAAUUUCGCCGCUUUUUCAAGGUGUCGGAAUAGCCCUGCUAACCGCACAGGCUUUUAUCGGCAUCUACAGCAUAGUCGGAGUAUCGUGGAUGUUCGUGUAUUUCAGAGAUUCGUUCAUAACGAAGCAGGACAGGUAUCGAUGGGCGGAGCCGUUUCUUCUCUAUCGAGAUGAUAGCCGUCCCACGCACAAUACCACAUCGUACAAAUUAUACGAGACGGUUCCGGAUUACUUUAGCGGCGCCGUAUUACAGAGACACCACUUGAACGAAGCCGAUCCCGGUGCCGUCACAUUAAAGUUUCAAGUGGCCUUCAAUUUAGCCGUCGUGUGGAUGAUUGUAUUUGUUUCGCUGAGUAAAGGACUGAGAUCUUACGGAAAGGUUGUGUACGUUUUUACGCUGGUGCCCGCAUUCGGUACAUUAGUCCUUUGCGCAAAGAUGCUAGGACUUACUCCGCCGACAGGUUCAGUGGGUCAAUAUUUCCCUGCCACUGUUUGGAGCGAAUUCUUCAUUAAUGGAAAGUCAUGGGUGGCUGCUUCAAACGAGGUCUUCCUCACGUGGGGUUUACUCGGUGCGGCCGCUAUGCAGAUAGCGGCUCACAACAAGCACAAGCAGGUCCUGCAGCGAGAUACGACUAUCGUGGUGAUCCUGACAUUUACGGUGCUUCUACUCGGGGCUUUCUUAGCGAAUACCUGUGUACAAAUCCUCAAACUUCACGGUUACAUUUACACCACUAGUUCCUUUGAGAGAAUAUCAGGGUACACGUUUAUGAGGUUCGCCAAUAAACCGGCACCAUCGGGCUACAGCACUACGCCGGAGAGAUUCAUGUCUCACGGGUCCUUCCUCCUUGGUCAACGUGUAAUACGACCUGGCGUGGACACGAGUACCGAGUCCGGAUAUCAGGUGUUACGUCUGGCCACUGAAUUAGUACCCGCGACGCUGGCAUUGUUGGGCACCGAACAGGUGUCGCCGUUCUGGGCGGUUCUAUUUUAUUUUAUCCUCAUCUUAUUUGGGAUCGCACAACAGUUGGCGAUCUGGCAUUGCGUAAUAACUGGUAUAAUGGCAAUCAAUACAAAAAUGAUGAAGCUUUGGGAAACUACCAUUACGUUUUUCAGCUGUGCUUGUGCCUACAUACUCGGAUUGCCUAUGGCUACGGAGUUGGGUAUCUACGUCGUAUACUAUCUGGAUUAUACCGUCGGUGGGGCGUGGUGGAUAAUCGUGCUAUACCUAGUGCAAGUCGGCGCCGUGUUUGCGGUUCGCGGACGGCCGCACACCGGCGAGGCGGUCGUCGCCGAAUUAUUCCCACCGACUAGUGGACGUUGCCUCAGAUAUUGGGCCGGACCUUUGUUAUCCUUCACCUGGAACGUCAUUCUUCCUGUCACUUUGAUGGUUCUCAGCAUCACGAUAUUCAAGAGCAGCGGCUUCCGGGAAUUGUACUCUUAUCGUCGUACGAGCAAAGAUUAUUGGGCUGUUUGGGCAAGGCAACUCGGGACGUCGAUUCAGCUGAUACCGAUUCUGAUGAUACCAGCAGUGGCUAUCAUACAGACGUGUCGAUAUCUGAACAGUGGACCACCCGAUAUAUUCGACAACGAACAAGUGGAAAUAACAGUAAAUCACUGUGAACAGUGUAACGGAAGAAUUCAACUACUUUAUCGGCCACCGUUGGAGCCGGAGGAUCCUCGCGACGCGCAGACCCAAAUCGGGAAUGACACUAACACCGGCAGCUUACACGGUAAUGGAAUCCUGCCUACCGUGACCACGGAAAUACCGUUCGAGGAUCCGCCGCCCAAGUAUACUCCGCCACCGAGCUACACCACGGCGACCGGCGCGAGGAUCGCGAAGAUGCUGCGUCAGAGUUUCCGACGAAGCGUGCGAAGGAUCGCGAAUGUCUUGGGGGAGAGUAGCGCGCCACGACAGAGACCAGCGUUACAACAACCGCCGCCGCCCCCGCCACCGGAUUACGCGACCGUGCUGGUGGAAAUGAAUCAGAGCAUCGGCGUACCGAUUACACGCGAUCAAGUCGCGAUACACGUGCCUUUGGAGCCGCGGCCGGACGUGACCAACAUCGGGAGAAGCGGGCAACAACAGGACGCGGACCGCCGAGCUUCGGACGAGCGUCGGCACGUUCGGCCGAACACCAUCGACCGCGCCAGCCGAAUCGGUAUCGCGAUCGAGAGGUCGCGUGCCAUUGAACGUACUUACUCGUCGACCCUCGACCGAGGGCGCCGAUCGAACAACGUCGCGAACGCCACUCUGUCCGGCUCGAACUUGACGGCCACCGACGUGGCGAACUUGCUGCGUAGCAGUAUACGAAGAGGCACCGCGAGGACGCAUCAAUCUCUGCGUAGGAGCUUUUGCCAUGAGGAGCCGACGACGGCAGCGUCCGUCGAGAAUCUAGUCGAGGCUGCCGCGCCUAUCGGCCAGGACUCCCUAAUCCUAUCGAAGGACGCAUCUCUAGUCUCCGGCGAACAGAUCAACGAGCAUUGUCGCCGCAACGACAACGGCGACGGUAACGACGGCAACGAUGAAAAAAAGACUGCGAGCGAAAUGGAGAGUUCCGUUUCUGUGAUAUAGACUGAGAAUAUCGGCGGUCGCAUCCUAUUGAUGCGCGAUGCGCGCGGCUAAAUCUCAACGCGUUGAUUUUAAAUCAACUUUGAUUCUGAUUAGCGAUUCGCUGCCUCUUUCUAUAAAUUGUAACUUUCUACCUGUAAUGUAGACGGGGAGAAUAUCUUCUUAAUCGGAGUCGCGACGCUAAUUCUCUUGGGUAGUCUCCAGUGUUUGAAUCCUCCUGAAAUUAGAACGUUAUUUUCUCCUCUCGUGUGCCUGAGCAUGUGCGUGUUAUUACUUCGAAGUACUUUUGUAUUCUUACGAGAUAUUUAUUUCUUAAUAUAUAGUAUAUAUAUCUUCGUUAAAUAUUUAGAGAAAAAAUAAAAUUUCGCAUGAUGCAGUUCAAUGCACACUUUCGAAUAUCUUGAACCUUCGCUACAUUUGUAUAUUCAAUGUUAAGAUCUGUUAUAUGAUUUUAGUCCCAUUUAAUUCCAUGAUGAAUGCAAUUUUCUUAUUGGAGUUAAUUAAAAAAAUUCGGAGUCAGAAAUUGCAGCCACAAUU
Camponotus floridanus (Florida carpenter ant) is the source of this 6768-nucleotide messenger RNA. RefSeq lists its product as uncharacterized. Gene Ontology annotation, cellular component: membrane. The coding region runs from base 1390 to 6234 and encodes 1614 amino acids. Lineage: Eukaryota; Metazoa; Arthropoda; Insecta; Hymenoptera; Formicidae. Gene Ontology annotation, biological process: sodium ion transmembrane transport. The transcript has 14 exons. The record is from RefSeq and is a predicted model, not a curated record.